CCUCCCUCCCUUUAAACAAGCCACUCGCUUGUCUGCUAUUUUAAUUUCUCGACGCGUCAGAAGUUCUGUAUCUAGGGUUUCAGUCUUGCAACAGAACCCUAACCCUAUUUUAAAGAUCUCCUCCUAACUUAGUACGGUAAGAUGUCAAGGUGCUUUCCAUACCGGGAUUUGGUGUCUGUAAGGAACGGGGCCAGUGGAGAGGCCUUGAUUCAAACGAUUAAGCUUCGAAGCGAAAAAGAGAAGCCCAAAACGGACUUCAGGAAAGAAAAGAAGAGGGAGAAGAAAGAGAAAAGGAAGGAGAGAAAAGAGAGUGAGAAGGAGAAACUUUACAGAGAAGCUGAAAAGCUCAGUAAAGAAAAGUUGUCAUGGGGUGGAGGUUGCCUUGUAAAAGGAAGUGAAGAUGAAGAAACUGAGCGUUUGGAGAAGUCUGGUCUUACUGAUGAGCAUGAUGAGCCUGUCUGCAGGCAGAACCUUUGCUACUUGUCUGAUGGCACUCAGAGCAGCAACAAGAGGAAAAGGGACUCCCCACCAUCUAGUGGCAUUACAGUUAACAGGAAUAUCCUACGGAUUAAGCUGCCGUCACAAAAGCAGAGAGAAGCUGAUGCAUCACGAAGUGAGGAACAAUCAUGCUCUACAUCUGGUAGAGGACCCGAGUCCAAUGCUGAGCACAAUGUAAUUGUUGGCCGACAAUGUCUCAGAACAAAUAAUACCAAGGGGGAAGUCAGUGCUAUAUCAGAUUCAAUGAGGAAGGAAAACAUUACUCCCUAUGAUAUCCAGACUGAAGCCGGGGCCACAAAGCAUGGAAAUUAUAAUAAAGAAUCAAAUUGUUUUAACGCGUUGAUGGGGGAGUGGAUUCCACUACCACUUCAGCCGGAUGAUGGUGAGGAUCUAGAAUGGCUUUUUGGGGCAAAGGCAAAGCAGCAAGGAAGCGGAUCUAAAAGAUUGAAGGCUGGUGAUGAUGCUUCAUGUUGUCAAACUUUGUGGCCGUCUUCCCAAUACUUUCAAGGGGAAGACAUGUAUGCAUUACCUUACACAAUUCCAUUUUAAUGUUUAGAACAGAUAACUAACUGAAACACGUAGCCCAGUGAUUUUGACAUUGAGUGUUUGGGCUAAAAUGUACAGUCGAUUUUUCUAUCAAAAAUUGACGAAAUCUAAUAUUACAUAUUUUUUUCUUAUA
Pistacia vera is the source of this 1177-nucleotide messenger RNA. RefSeq lists its product as uncharacterized. The transcript is spliced from 3 exons. The coding region runs from base 142 to 1047 and encodes 301 amino acids. The record is from RefSeq and is a predicted model, not a curated record. NCBI's taxonomy places the organism in Eukaryota, Viridiplantae, Streptophyta, Magnoliopsida, Sapindales, Anacardiaceae.